Molecule: messenger RNA, 1624 nt
Organism: Apis dorsata (giant honeybee)
Lineage: Eukaryota; Metazoa; Arthropoda; Insecta; Hymenoptera; Apidae
Product: UDP-glucuronosyltransferase 2C1-like
Exons: 5
Coding region: 30-1610 (526 amino acids)
Molecular function (GO): UDP-glycosyltransferase activity
Source: RefSeq, a predicted model, not a curated record
GAACAUAUAAAGUCAGUUUAGCUUGAAACAUGAUACGCAACAUCGCAAGGCUAUCCUUUUUUUUAUACGUUUUAAUUAUCGCGAAUAAAUCGGACUGUUACAAAAUUUUGUCCGUUGUCCCAACGCCGUCUUAUAGCCAUCAGAUUCCGUAUAGACGAUUAUGGCUCGAAUUACACGCACGUGGCCACGAGAUUGUAGUGAUCACUACGAAUCCUAUACCGGAUAUCAGUUUACCGAAUUUCACUCAGAUCGAUAUCAGUCAUUCGUACAGUUGUUUAAAGGAACUCGAUUUCAUCGAGAAUCGUUUCGAACACGUUAGCUGGUUGAGGAUCUUAGAGAAUUACAUUAUAUCUUUGUACACGUGUUUCUUAACCGAGGUGUUCAAUUCAUCUGAAGUGAAAAAAUUGUAUGUCCCGGAUAAUCCUGUAAAAUUCGAUGUUUUGUUGGCGGAAUUUUUCUACGGACCAGCCAUGUGCGCUUUUGCCCACAGAUUUAAUGUUCCAUUAAUAGGAUUAAGUUCAUUGGGAAUGAUUGCCUUGAAUGAAUUUAUUCUUGGAGGGCUCGUUCUACCUUCUCAUGAAUACACAUGGGAAAUGGAAGCGAACACGGGCACAAAUUUGCCAUUUUUCAAGAGAUUGAAUAAUUUCGUGACUAUGUGGAAUUUCCUGUACCAUAUUAAUUUCGAUGUAUUUUUCUUCCAACAAAAACUGGCAGAGAAAUAUCUUGGACCACUACCACCAUUGAUGGAUAUUAUGAAAAACACUAGUUUAAUUUUUACCAAUCAGAUAGACAUUUUAUCACCUGCACGGCCGAAACUUCCGAAUAUAAUCUCAUUCAAUUCUUUCCACGUGUCUAACAAUCCGUCACCUUUAUCGAAGGAUUUGGAAGAAUUUCUAGACGAUGCGAAAGAAGGGUUUAUUUAUUUCAGUCUCGGUACAAACGCAAGAAGUUCAUGUUUGCCAAAAGAAAUUAUACGCAUGUUUUGCGAUAUUUUCGCAAAAUUGCCAUAUAAAAUCGUGUGGAAAUACGAGCAAGAUUUACCCGAGAAAUCCGGGAAUAUUUACAUUAAAGAUUGGUUUCCUCAACAGAGUAUUCUUGCUCAUCCAAAGAUUAAAUUGUUCAUUUAUCAAGGAGGUCAACAAAGUACCGAAGAAGCGAUUAAUUUCGGAGUGCCAAUUAUCGCUUUCCCAAUAUUAGGAGAUCAAGAUUAUUUAGUAAGAAGAAUUGAAGCUCUUGGAAUGGGAAAAUAUUUGGAUAUUAGGACAAUUGUUCCAGAUCAAUUCGAAAAUACUAUUAAAGAAGUUAUAACCAAUAAAGAAUAUAAAGAAAGAGUGCUCGAUAUUCGAACUCAAAUUAGAGAGACAUCUCAGGAUGUGAAAAAAAUUGCUUGGUGGACGGAAUAUGUGAUACGAACAAAAGGUGCUUUACAUCUUCGUUCUACACUAGCCUGGGAACCUUGGUAUCAACGUUAUGACACGGAUAUUAUAAUAUUUUUGACAAUUGUGAUAUUCGUGAACUUUUUAAUUGUUAUCAGUAUUAUUGUCAAUAUUCUAAUGUAUUUUUAUAAAAAGAUGGACACUUCUACUCAUCGAAAAAGCAAGAUACAUUAAAAUCAAUAUGAUUU